UCGAUUUCGUAAAUUAGAGAAUAAAAAUGAACGAGGACGAGAUCAACGAUUUUGAAACUGAAUUUAAAUUUGAAGAACCAAAGCCAGGCAGAUUAACAUUUCAUUUGAUAGCUAAGAGAAACUUACCAUUAGGAUAUGAUGAAAAUGACCAUGAUCAAGUAUUGAAAGAACUGAACGCAAUUUCACACAUUAGAUUAGACAGAGCAAAUAUUGGCCAAAUUGAUAGCUUUGAACUCUUGGGACCAAAAGUCACCAACCUCUAUCUGCAAGUGAACCUGAUAGAAAAGAUAGAGAACCUGGAAUGUCUGAAGAAUCUGACAUUUUUGACACUUGCUGAUAACAGAAUAAGGAGGGUUGAAAAUCUCAACUGUUUACCAAAACUGCAUUUCUUGGACUUGUCUCAUAACUGUGUCUCACAGCAGAAUUUUGAUAUAGAUGAAUUUCCACAGAGUCUGAUUAUUUUAAAUUUAAAAGGGAAUCCAUGUUGUAAUCAUCCAGAUCACAGAGGAAGAAUAAUUCAAGAACUGGUUAAUCUUAGACAACUUGAUGAAGUGGAAAUUUCAGCUAAAGAGAAAAGAGAAGUAGGAUUGGAGGCCAGUAGUGAUGAUGAUGAUGAAGAAGAAGAGGAAGAUGAACUAGUUUCAUCAAAUAAAAAGCCUCAAGAAAAAGAGUCUCUUCAAUCUUUUUCAACUGAGAUUUUAAUGAGGUCACAGAGACGUAUGGAACAAGGCUUAAAGGAUCACAAUUCUCAUACAGCUGAACUGGAUCAGAUACGUGAACGAACUCAUUUACCACUGUCAAGUCGCAGAGCUCAAAAGUCUUGAUCAAUGGAGAAUGUUAUACUAAAUGCAUUAUAUGCCUUCAAUAAAUGCUAUGAUAUCAGGAUAUUAUACUGUUUUAGAGGUGUCUCGUAAACAGGAGUUUAACUGAUGUUUCAUAUGUGACAGUGAAAACUGCUCUUCAAAAGAGGAUAUAUACUUAGCAAAACAAAAUAUAAAGUGAUAUAAAUAAAUAGAGACCAAUGUCAAAGAGUACCGUAGAUAAUUUUUACCGGUGAUUGCUGUCUAUAUAAAGGAACAAUAUUUCUCAACAGUCUGACGUAUAAUUAUUAUGUUAGUUUAUUGUUAUAUUUUUCAUUCCAAAAAUGUGAACCCACCUGUUUUAUAUGUGAUUUGUUGUAUAUUAGUAGAUUUUUUUACUUUUAUUAAUAUUUAGUUUUAUAUUGCAACAACAAAAUUAUUUAUAUUUAUAUAAAUGAUAAAAUAAAUUUAUUGUUUCAGAA
Messenger RNA from Mytilus californianus (California mussel), 1282 nucleotides. Its product is annotated as leucine-rich repeat-containing protein 46-like. Gene Ontology annotation, molecular function: protein binding. The transcript has 7 exons. Lineage: Eukaryota; Metazoa; Mollusca; Bivalvia; Mytilida; Mytilidae. The coding region runs from base 27 to 824 and encodes 265 amino acids. The record is from RefSeq and is a predicted model, not a curated record.